AUAUCAAUUGUUCAUGUAUUUAAAAAAUGUUAUUACUACUUCCUUAUUUGUAAAUAAACAGAAUGAUCAAUUCAGUUUUAGCGCUUAACCUUUAAUAUAAUACAAGCAUUCACAUAACAAUGAAUUUUUCCCUUUGUCUCAAUUUCCAUGAUUAUAAAAAGAAAACAAAGAUUACUUUGAAAUGUAAUUUUCUUAUAAAUACACCAUUAAUUCACACGCUAUUAAGAAUUGACAACAGUCCAAUAUAUCCCAAUUUUUUUUCAAUUUUUUUCCUGUUAUUUCACCUUAUUUAAGUAUACACAGCGGGACUGUGAAAAAUAAAAUAAAAUAAAAUAUAAACAGUUUCGCUAGAAAGUAAUAAAAUAAACAAGUAAAAAUGGAUAACCAAUUACAAAUUUUGUCAAAAAAAAUUAGUGACCACCUAGGAGAAAUCUACAAAAAUAAGUGCAGAGUCGCCUCUCUUAUUUUUGUUCUGUUAUCAUUAAUAUCUUUCCUUACCAUGUUAAUUGGUAGUACAAAUGGCAGUGUAGAGUUAAAUAAAUUCACCUUUGAUGGGCCUAUCAGUAGUAUUCUUCAAAGGAAAAGUAUAACAUUCACUUUAUUAGGUUACUGCAUUGAUGAUAAAUGCACCAGUGAAGUAUCACAUAACUUUGAUAAAGGCCCAACUUCUAAUGAAAUUCAAUCCGGAGAAGUAAAAAAACGUGGCAUCGACAUUGAUCCAAGUGGUGUAGCGGAUAAAGUAGGCGAAGCUGCAAAUAACGCGGGUGAAAUUGCCAAAGAUGCUGGUGGAAAAGCAGGCGAAAUUGCUCAAGAUGCUGGUGGAAAAGCAGGCGAAAUUGCUCAAGAUGCUGGUGAAAAAGCAGGCGAAAUUGCUCAAGAUGCUAGUGAAAAAGCAGGCGAAAUUGCUCAAAAUAUUGGUAAAAAAGCCGCAACCGCUUUAUUAUCGGCCUUUGACAGUUUUCUUCCUAAAGAACCUACUAAUGUAUUUAAUGUGAUUGGUGCUUUUCCUGGUAUUGGAGAUAAUAAGACUGGUUCUGCUAUAUAUUUGUCCGGUUUCAGCUCUGUUUCCUUACUUAUUACUAUAAAUCUUAUAAUCAUUGAUAGUUGUAGAAGUAAAAAAAAUAAAUAGACAAAAUUACUAAAUAUAGAUAAACUUUAUUCUACUUGUUUAUUUAUCAUUGUAUAUUAAUAUAACAGGAAAAAAAUAAAAUAAAAUUUGGGAUAUAUAAUUAAACAUCAU
This is a messenger RNA of Rhizophagus irregularis DAOM 181602=DAOM 197198, 1240 nucleotides long. Lineage: Eukaryota; Fungi; Glomeromycota; Glomeromycetes; Glomerales; Glomeraceae. The record is from RefSeq and is a predicted model, not a curated record.